Molecule: messenger RNA, 1558 nt
Organism: Oppiella nova
Lineage: Eukaryota; Metazoa; Arthropoda; Arachnida; Sarcoptiformes; Oppiidae
Source: the annotation of a GenBank genome assembly
AUGUCGGAACCGAUGAACGAAACGCCAUCAGCGGCGCCGGUAGCCCUCACCACCACCGGAUCGGCCGACCCUCAAGCGCCUGGCGGUACCGGCAACCAAACGGGUGGCCAAUCGCCGGCAGUGGCGCCGCCGCCGCCACCGCCCACGCAGUCCACGAAACUGGACUACGAGUUCAGCAAAGAGUUGGACGGAUGGGUGGAACAGCUCAUGGACUGCAAGCAGUUGACUGAACAACAGGUGCGCCAACUGUGCGAUAAGGCGAAGGAGAUACUGUCGAAGGAGUCCAAUGUCCAGGAUGUCAAGUGCCCGGUGACGGUGUGCGGUGAUGUCCAUGGACAGUUUCACGAUCUUAUGGAGCUGUUCCGCAUUGGCGGUGAGUGUGUGCUUAUGAUGGGUCGAUCGCCGGACACGAACUACCUGUUUAUGGGCGACUACGUGGACAGGGGGUACUACUCGGUCGAGACGGUGUCCCUAUUGGUGGCCCUGAAAGUCCGUUUCCGCGACCGCAUCACCAUAUUGAGGGGUAACCACGAGUCGCGUCAGAUAACGCAAGUGUACGGCUUUUACGAUGAAUGCCUCCGAAAAUACGGGAACGCCAACGUCUGGAAGUACUUCACGGAUCUCUUUGAUUAUCUACCGCUUACCGCAUUAGUCGACAACCAGAUAUUCUGUUUACACGGCGGCCUCUCGCCCUCCAUCGACACGCUGGACCACAUCCGGGCGCUCGACCGGCUCCAGGAGGUGCCCCACGAGGGACCCAUGUGCGACCUGCUAUGGUCGGACCCGGACGACAGGGGCGGGUGGGGUAUCAGCCCUCGCGGGGCCGGCUACACCUUCGGACAGGACAUAUCCGAGACGUUCAACCACACGAACGGCCUAACGCUCGUCGCCCGGGCCCACCAGCUCGUGAUGGAGGGCUACAACUGGUGUCACGACCGCAAUGUGGUGACCAUAUUCUCGGCGCCGAACUACUGCUACCGGUGCGGCAAUCAGGCGGCCAUCAUGGAGUUGGACGACACCCUCAAGUACUCGUUCCUGCAGUUCGAUCCGGCGCCCAGACGUGGGGAACCACAUGUCACUAGACGUACGCCCGACUACUUCCUGUAAGGCGGUGGACAGCCGUCGAACACCCAACCCCUCGUAGGAUAGCUUAUCUCUAUAUACCCCUAACUCCCCUAUCCCUUAGACUUAUGUGUGUUUUUUUUGUAUUGUUUUUAUGAACUGUUUUUGUGUUUGUAUUGCAUAUACAAUCACAGGCCCCCCUGUCCGCCCCCUUUCUAUACGAUGUCAACGUGUGAUGUUAGGUAGUGUUGAUACAGACAUACAGUCCUCUCCCUGUUAUUAACUCCCAGUCCACUGAUUUUUAAAAAAAUUAUUUGUGUAGUGUUUAGAGAUAUUUGUGUUGAAAACCGACUCUUUGUCUGUUGAUAUCAAUACGCGAAUCGAUUCAUUAGUUUACGAGUUAAUUGAUUACACAUUUUAAAUGAUUAAUAAUUGGCUAUUAUUUUCAGUUUUGUUUUUAAAUUGUUAUUAUAAUUAAUGAAAGCAUACACAAAAC